Molecule: messenger RNA, 1408 nt
Organism: Hippocampus zosterae (dwarf seahorse)
Lineage: Eukaryota; Metazoa; Chordata; Actinopteri; Syngnathiformes; Syngnathidae
Gene: gnptg
Product: N-acetylglucosamine-1-phosphate transferase subunit gamma
Exons: 11
Coding region: 15-1001 (328 amino acids)
Cellular component (GO): Golgi apparatus
Source: RefSeq, a predicted model, not a curated record
GGUCUCACCAGGAAAUGCUUCUCAUGUCAUCAGACGUGAGAGAUGCCGAAGAAAACAUAUUACAAUUAAAAUUCGAAAUGCAUUGCUUGUUAAGUGUAACAUAUCACGUAUUACUCGCCUUUACUGUGGACGUGUUCCUCUUGGCAACCCAUGGAAUCGCCGGUAAAAUGAAGAUAGUCGAGGCGCCGAAUACCUUUGGGGUGAACAACAAUUUUCUGUCUCAAGGAAGCAGACUGCAGGCUAAAGUCCUUCCAUCGCCAGUGUCUGGACCUUCACACCUUUUUCAUUUGGCUGGAAGAUGUUUCAGUCUCACACAAUCAGUGUAUAGAUACGAGCUGUGUCCAUUUCACAACCUCACCCAACAUGAACAGUCAUUCCGAUGGAACGCUUACAGCGGGAUCCUGGGGAUCUGGCACGAGUGGGAGAUGGCAAACAACACUUUUACAGGCAUGUGGAUGAGAGACGGCGACACUUGUGGCACCAGGAACAGAGAAGCAAAGGUGCUUCUUGCCUGCAGCAGCCAAACCAAACUUGCUCAAGUCUCAGAGCCGAGCACUUGUGUGUACUCGCUAACUUUUGAGACGCCACUCGUUUGCCACCCGCAUUCUCUUUUAGUGUACCCAACAUUAAGUGAGAAGCUGCAAAAGGAAUGGGAUGAAGCCGAGCAGGCUCGCUAUGAAGGCCUUGUCACUGAGCAAGGAUACAACAAUCUGGUCAGGGAUGUGUUUGAGGACGCCGGCCUUCUCAAAAGUCAAAAUGCGGCCAGGAAGCCAGCCCGGGUCGAAGCCGAAGUGGAAACGCACAACUCUUUACAGAAAUGUAACGAGGACUUCCGUAAGCAGCGAGAAGAGAUUGCGAGACUGCGAGCCCUGCUCACUCAUCACAAUAUUGCCUUCGAUGCACAACCAGACGAGACAAAAGGGGCCAAGACGACAGCGGAGGCACAGCGCUUGCGUGGCGACGUUGGCCUUUUGGAGAUCGCUGAGCAGGACGCCGCGUGAGCAACGGGACGGAUUAGCGACGUCCUUCAACGGGACUCUGCGGAGAGGACGCCGAUCUGAAAUGGGAGACUGAAAACUUUUAAAUGAGAGCCGUUUUUCUUUUUAAUGUCUCUUAUCGUUAUGGAAAAUUAUUUCCCCAAGAUGUCCUGGAUGAAGACGUUGAAAUCACUUUAGAAAUGUGCAAGGAGGACUUUUAGAAAUGGCUCGGUGGGAAUGACAAAAUGGAAUAUUUUAUCGUGUCAGAUGCUGUUCGCCAUUCACGCCGAGUGCAGCAAGUAAAAUACUGAAAAACAACAAUGGAGUCCGCACAUUUCACAAACAAAUAUCCUGAGAGGGAAUUGUUGCCAAAAAGUACUCCUGUAGUUUUCUAAAUGAGGUGAAAUGCCAUCAUGGAAUUGAAAGGUCUU